Molecule: messenger RNA, 1828 nt
Organism: Adineta steineri
Lineage: Eukaryota; Metazoa; Rotifera; Eurotatoria; Adinetida; Adinetidae
Source: the annotation of a GenBank genome assembly
UGAUUCAUUAUGCAUUGGUAUUUUACCAAACAAUCGAUCUUUAUGUAUUUGCCCUUUUAAUAAAUGGGGUUCUCAAUGUUUAUUUCAAAGUCGAAUAUGUAAUUCAAAUCAAAAUCUAACAUGUCUAAAUGGUGGUGAAUGUAUACCAAUCGAUGAACAUGUUGUAUCUAAUAAAAAAUUCAAAUGUAUCUGUCAAAAAGGUUUUAGUGGAUUAAGAUGUGAAAUAAUUGAUAAUGAAAUUAAUCUAUCAUUUCAUGAAGAUAUUAAUUUAUCUCAAUCAAUACUUGUUCAUUUUAUUGAAGUAUUUGAUGAUGCUGCACCGAUCAAUGGUAGUACAUUUCAACUGAUCCCUGUUAAUAAAAGAACAGUGACACUUUAUUGGCCAUAUCCAUUUCAUAUUGCGUUUGCUGAACUCGAUAAUAAAAAUUAUUAUUUAAUCCUGGUUCAAAAUAUGUAUCAUCGAUCAAGAAAAAUUGAUCAAGAAAUUCAAUCACAAGAUCGUUGUCGACAUAUAAAUGAAAUAUUUAAUCAAACUCUGAUUCAAUAUCAUCCUCUUCGUCGUAUUAAACAUUAUCAUAAACCAUGUAACAUGUCUUCAUUAAAUCUUUCUUGUUUUUAUGAUGAUAAUCUUUUCUGUUUAUGUAAUUAUUUUGGACAACAACGUAUAGCCAAUUGUUUUGAAUUUGAUUCGAAGAAAAAGUUCGAUUGUUUUGGUCAAAGUAAUUGUCAGAAUGAAGCAAAAUGUUUACAGGAUAGAUCUCAAUGUCCACAAACAUCAAUAUGUGUUUGCCGUCCAUGUUUUUAUGGAACAUUAUGCCAAUUUAGUGCACAUGGAUUUGGUCUUUCUCUUGAUGAUAUUUUAGGUUAUCAAAUUCAACCACAUAUCACAAUUAAACAUCAACCAUUUGUUAUACAAUUAAGUAUAAUAUUAACAAUGAUUAUAACAAUUAUUGGAUUAAUUAAUAGUAUUCUAUCAUUUAUAACAUUUAAUAAUAAUGAAAUAUGUCAAACUGGUUGUGGAAUUUACUUACUAAAUAUAUCAAUUAUUACUUUAUUUACAAUGAUAUUAUUUGCAUUAAAAUUUUGGAUACUUCUUAUUGCACAAAUGACAUAUAUUACAAAUGAUUUAUUUUUAAAAAUACAAUGUAUUUCAAUAGAUUUUGUAUUACAAAUUGGUAUUAAUAUGAAUCGAUGGUUAUCAACAUGUGUAGCUAUUGAACGAGUAAUUUGUGUAAUUAAAGGAACUAAUUUUGAUAAGAAUAAAAGUAAAAAAUUGGCUAAAUUUAUUAUUAUUCUUCUUUUUAUUUUUAAUAUUUCGACAAAUAUUCAUGAUCCGAUUCAUCGACAUUUAAUAGAAGAUAAUGAUAAUGAAAAAAGAAUUUGGUGUAUUAUUACUUAUUCAUCAACAUUAAGAACAUAUAAUACAAUUAUGAAUUUAUGUCAUUUUUUCAUUCCAUUUAUUAUUAAUUUAAUUUCUGGUCCAUUUAUUAUUGUAGUAACAGCUCGACAACGAAAAAUUAUUCGAAUUCAAGAAAGUUAUCGAAAUAUUUUAAAUAAACAGAUUCAAGAACAUAAACAUCUAUUGAUAUCUUCAAUUAGUUUAAUUCUAUUGGCUAUACCACAUUUAAUCAUUUCUUUUGUAUCAGGUUGUAUGAAUUCAAUUAGCGAACCUUUGCUAUUUUUAAUUGGAUAUUUUAUUUCAUUUAUCCCAUCGAUAUUAACUUUUCUUGUCUUUGUUACUCCAUCAACAUCAUAUAAACAACAAUUUUUAAAGACAUAUGAACGAUAUAAACGAACGAUACAAAGACGAUUACAUCUUGUUUUAUAA